AACAUUUUGAACGAACUCUCAAAUAUGCUCAAUCACUUAAACAAAGUCUUAAUAUUCGUGAUGUUUGGAUCGUCCACUUUACAUGUGGAGACGAACCAAACCAUCACUGGCCAAGUAAAGAACAGCGGGAUAAGGGAUUGAAUGCAGUGAUAUUUUGGCAUAACCAAGAUUUCACAAGCGUAUAUAUGAGUGCUCGUUACAAUGACGAAGAUGGUCAGAUGGUGGAGGUUAGUAAGGAAUACAUCGUUCCGAUAAAUGAAAACUAA
Messenger RNA from Funneliformis mosseae, 266 nucleotides. The record is from the annotation of a GenBank genome assembly. NCBI's taxonomy places the organism in Eukaryota, Fungi, Glomeromycota, Glomeromycetes, Glomerales, Glomeraceae.